Messenger RNA from Vanessa atalanta (red admiral), 2717 nucleotides. It is a transcript of the gene Ubqn, whose product is annotated as ubiquilin-1. Gene Ontology annotation, biological process: ubiquitin-dependent protein catabolic process. Gene Ontology annotation, cellular component: cytosol. NCBI's taxonomy places the organism in Eukaryota, Metazoa, Arthropoda, Insecta, Lepidoptera, Nymphalidae. The coding region runs from base 74 to 1627 and encodes 517 amino acids. Gene Ontology annotation, molecular function: polyubiquitin modification-dependent protein binding. The transcript is spliced from 11 exons. The record is from RefSeq and is a predicted model, not a curated record.
UCGCAUAGUCGUCAAAUUCUAGUGCUACUAUUUGCUAUUCCGCCAAAGUACAGAGUCAUCUAGAAUUGAUAAAAUGGCAGAAGGCCAGGACGAACCCAAAAAGAUCACAAUUACUGUAAAAACCCCAAAAGAAAAGCAGCAAGUAGAAAUCGAAGAAGAUGCUGAUAUUAAAAAACUCAAAGAAGUACUGUCUCCUAAAUUCAAUGCUGAACCGGAGCAGCUAUGUCUCAUCUUCGCUGGAAAAAUAAUGAAUGACUCCGACACACUUAAACAGCACAACAUUAAGGAUGGGUUGACAGUUCAUCUUGUUAUCAAGACUCCUCCUAGACCAGAGCCUGAAGGUGGAACUCGCCGUCCCCCAGCUGAUGUUGGUGCAACACCAUUUGGACUUAACUCUCUCGGAGGGCUUGCUGGACUGGAAAGUUUGGGUCUUGGUCAAAGCACUUUUAUGGAUUUACAGGCUCGCAUGCAACAAGAACUGUUGUCCAAUCCAGAAAUGUUGCGGCAAGUCUUGGAUAAUCCUUUGGUGCAACAAAUGAUGAAUGAUCCAGAAAACAUGCGUUCCCUCAUCACAUCUAAUCCACAGAUGCAAGACUUGAUGGCUAGAAACCCGGAAAUAAGCCACAUGUUAAAUAAUCCCGAACUAUUACGUCAAACAAUGGAAUUGGCACGUAACCCAGCAAUGCUGCAAGAGCUGAUGAGGUCUCACGAUAGAGCACUAUCCAACCUGGAGAGUAUACCUGGGGGUUACAAUGCAUUACAGCGUAUGUAUCGUGACAUCCAGGAACCUAUGUUGAAUGUAGCCAGCAGCAUGGCAGGAAAUCCAUUCUCUGGACUUGUCGAUAAUUCAGAUGGAACAAAUCCACAACAGGGUGCAGAGAAUAGGCAGCCAUUACCAAAUCCUUGGCAACGUGGUGGUUCCAACACUGCACCCAGUACUGGUGGUGGAACUGGUCCAGGUCUCAUCAACACUCCAGGCAUGCAGUCUCUGUUGCAGCAGAUGUCAGAAAAUCCUCGCCUCGUACAGUCAAUGCUUUCUGCUCCGUAUACAAACAGCAUGCUACAGGCACUAUCUGCUGACCCUGAAAUGGCUUCACAGCUUAUUAACCAGAACCCAAUGUUUGCAAACAACCCCCAACUUCAGGAACAGAUCCGCACUAUGAUGCCACAGAUGCUUGCUCAGCUACAAAAUCCUGAAAUGCAACAAAUGAUGUCAAAUCCACAAGCAUUGAACGCGCUACUGCAGAUACAACAGGGCAUGGAGCAACUGCGGUCAGCCGCACCCAGCCUCGUCAACAACCUCGGCUUCGGGCCCGCCGCCGCCGCCGCGCAGCCGCCCGCCGCGCCCGCCGCGCCCGCCGCGCCCGCCGCCGCCCCGCCCGGCCGCCAGGCACAGAACUCCGAGCUCUUCACACAGUUUAUGCAAAGAAUGGUAUCAGCAAUGGCCAACAAUCAGACUAACACACAGCAACCGCCGGAACAACGCUAUUCUCAGCAACUUGAACAGCUUACCGCCAUGGGUUUCCUUAACCGUGAUGCUAAUUUGCAAGCUCUUAUUGCAACAUUUGGAGAUGUAAAUGCAGCGGUGGAAAGGCUACUGGCACUUGGGCAAUUGUCUAUGAGCUAACAUUCGCGCGGGUGCCCCAUCGUAACCUGUACUCACUUGUACCCCUGUACUGCAAACUUGGAUUGAUCACGGAUUUUUAAUUCAGAUAUAUAACUAUCAACUUUUACAUGUGGUAUUAAUUUUAUACAUUCUGUCUAUAAUUUUUUUUGACUAGAUAAUUAAAAACGAUAAUACAAAUAUGUUUAUUGCGACAUGUGGUGCAAGUGUGUUAUAAAUAAAACGAUAGAAAUCGUCACGGUAUAGACUCAUUUUCAGUUAAAAAUAUAUCUAUCUAAAUGUCUAUUAUUUUUAACAAAUUGUUUCUUAAAUUAAAUAAUUUAAAUUCAUUCCUUCUUAUUUUAGGUGUAUUAGUUUGUUUCAACUUUGAAAUAAAACUAAUCUUAAAUUUUGGACUAAGAUUAUAUUAAACUUGAUUGACUUGUUUAGUAUAUUUAAACUAAUAUAUUUUUAUUAAUUAAACAUUUUUCCUGUUUCCACAAGCUAUAAAGAUACAUACAUAGUUUUAGUUCUCGUAAAGUUAGAUAAAUGAUGUAGGGUUAUGUAAAUAGUUUUGCUUUAAAAACGAGUGAUAAAGGCAGUCCUGGCAAAGCAUAUAAAAUUAAUUUGUGCUAUUAUUAUAUACAGUAUCUUUAAAUUGAAAUUUGUUAAUAUUUUUAAUUGCUAAUUCUUAAAAUGUAUAAUUUGUAUAAAAUGCAAAAGGGGUUAAAUAAAAAAGGAAUUAAGUUUUUUGAAGAAUAAACAUAUAAUUUAUUUGCACUGAAUAACUUUAAAAAUUAUUAAACAGGAUUGGCAUAAAUAAAUCGCUUUUGUGUGUCUCUUUGUUAUAUGGGUUAGGAGCAUAUUAAACUUCUCUGAGUGGGUAUUAAUUAAAUCCAUAAUGGCGUUGAUGAUUGUACAGUUAUUUUUGUAUUUUUUGUGAGGUGGUAAAGUAUUGGAAUUAAGCUUUUGCUUUUUUCUAUUUGAUGUGUAGCAAAUUGUAAUUUGUAAAACAUACAUGCUCACUUUUGUUGGGAUUUCGUUAAAUUUCCAAGAAUUAUAUAGAAUUAUAUUAAUACAAAAAUAUGUAUCAAUAAAGUUUGAAAACGCUGAA